UGAUAUCUUCGACAUUUACUUUCCCUAACAAUGUCGAGUGCGUCAUCUCCCCGAGAUUUAGAGAAGGUAGUCAGAGACGGAUUGAGCACGCUUGUGCUGGCUUUUGGAAACAAAGUGGGAAUAAUUGAUGAAUUUAUCAAAAUACAUCCUUGCACCGCAGAGGAACUUAGUAAGAAGACAGGUAAAAAGUUAAGGUACAUACAAGAAUGGUUGGGAUGUCUAAUCUCGACAGGAAUCGUCCGAAUUCACGAGGACGGCAAAUAUUCACUUCCGUACGAGGAUUCUAUGAUAAAGGAAUGCUGUAAUAUCGCUGCAGCACUCCCAGUUCUGAGUGAGAUGUUCCCUCGUCUAGAGAAUGUUCUUCCGGAAGACGGACCACGAGGUUAUGGCUACUACGACCCUUUCCUCGAGUGGUGGGGUACCUAUCACAACCCGGAAGUGACGUGGAUUCAUGACCAGCUGAUUCCUGUCCUGGACCUCAAACCAGGAACUCAAUUCACACUGCUAGAUCUUGGGUGUGGUUACGGUAGGCUUACUAGAGAGAUAGCAAGACGGUACCCUGAAAGUACUGUAAUCGGCAUUGACAUGGAUCAAGUCUCCAUAGAUCACGCAAAUAAAGAACUCUCAAAAGGCGGUCAGAAAAACCUCCAAUUUCUUUGUAUGAAAGGAGGACACCUUCCAAACGAUUGGGCGGAAAAGUUUGACUUCGUCAUAUUGGUGGACGUUCUUCAUGAUUCAUACGAAGUAGACGACAUCUUGGAGGAAACAAAGCGAGUCCUUAAACCAGACGGACAUGGGGCAGCGUACGACCCUCCGGUGUCAUCAUACCACCAAAAGCUGAUUGACAACAAAUCAGCGCAGUUCUUUAUGCCAUUGAGUCUAUUUUCCUGCCUUCCUAUGAGUUCUUCUGGUCCUUCUGGGGGAGGACUAGGUGUAGGAUGGGGCUACGAACGGAGGAAGGAAAAGGUAGAGGAACAUGGAUUCAACUUGAUUCAGAUUGGCGACGAGGACACAGACACAAUACAAGAGUGUAUUGCCUUCCAGAAAUAAGAGAUACGCAACGAAACCAGGAAUACGUUCCGAAUCUCGAGUGAAAACAAAGCUACCGGUGAACAGAUUCAUUUUUAUGCAUUUAACGUGUUUGAAAUAAAAGAUUGCAUUUAG
This is a messenger RNA of Saccostrea echinata, 1164 nucleotides long. RefSeq lists its product as uncharacterized. The transcript has 4 exons. Lineage: Eukaryota; Metazoa; Mollusca; Bivalvia; Ostreida; Ostreidae. The coding region runs from base 31 to 1050 and encodes 339 amino acids. The record is from RefSeq and is a predicted model, not a curated record.